UUCGCUGUCAAGCUACAGCCACACUGUCACGCUCUUUGCAAAAAGCGCCAAAAUUUUUACGUUUAUUAGGCUUAAGACUAGUUUUAUUUGAUUAAAUCCACGAUUUUGUGAAUAGGCCUUGUGGCAAGGCGACCCCAACAGUUCGACUUCGAUUCAAGACCAAGAACCCGCCGGCAUGUCCUUCUUCGGAGCCAACACAUCGCUGGGAGCCACGAGCACGCCGGCCAAAACUGGCGGUCUCUUUGGCUCCUCUUUCGGGGCAGCAGCCACCGGUCAACCAGCGCCCGCAUUCGGAACUCCGGCCACAGCGGCGCCUGCAUUCGGCACCCAGACAUCGACACCGGCCUUUGGCGGCGGUACGGCCUUUGGAGCAGCCACCAGUGCUGCUCCCGCUUUCGGUGCUUCAACCGCCGCUCCUGCUUUUGGAACUGCAGCAGCUGCUCCGGCUUUUGGAGCCACCGCCUCGGCCUUUGGCAGUGCUCCGGCCUUUGGGACUGCCACCACAACAGCGGCAACCACGGGACUCGGAGGCAGUGGUUUCAGUGGCUUUGGCACAGCGCCAACAACAAGUUUGUUCGGUGCUCCGGCGACCAGUGCUGCGCCACCGGCUUUCAGUGGUUUCGGUCAGCCGGCAGCAACGAGUGUGGCGCCCGCAAGUGGAUUUGCAGGCUUUGGGGCCACUACAACCUCGGCGCCAGCUUUCGGUGGCUUUGGCACAGCCACCAGCCAACCGUCCACUGGUUUUGGCGGCAGCGUUUUCGGAUCCACCUUUGGGAAGCCAGCGAGUACGACAGUGACGCCGGGCUUUGGAGGAUUCGGUGGGACCAGCUUUAUGCUGGGUCAGCCACAGCAGCAGCCGGCUCCCAUUUCCGCCGACGAGGCCUUUGCCCAGGCCAUACUCAAUGUGUCAAUUUUUGGCGACGAACGGGAUAAUAUCAUUGCGAAAUGGAACUAUCUGCAGGCCAUGUGGGGCACUGGCAAGCUCUUUUACUCGCAGAGUGCGGCUCCUGUGGAUAUCACUCCGGAGAACUAUCUGUGCCGGUUUAAGGCCAUUGGCUACAGUCGGAUGCCGGGCAAGGACAACAAGCUGGGUCUGGUGGCCCUGAAAUUUGAUAGAGAGCUCUCAGCCAUCAAACCCCACCAGCAACAGGUUAUACAGACGCUCCACAGCCUGUUUGGCAGCAAGCCCAAUAUGCUCGUCCACAUUGAUUCCAUCAAGGAGGUGGACAAUAAGAAGUGCCAGAUGGUCAUCUAUCUGGAGGAGAAGUUGCAGCAUGCACCCAAUGAGAGCAAGCGCAUACUGGCCACCGAGCUGAGCAACUACCUCAAUCAGGCCUCGCUGAAGACACAACUCAAUAAUCUGGGUAUAGUGGAAGCCUUGGCCUUGGUUUUGCCCGAUGAAGAUCAGAUGAAAGAGUAUUUGGAGAAUCCGCCACGCGGCGUGGAUCCGCGCAUGUGGCGUCAGGCGAACUUUGACAAUCCCGAUGCCCGCCAGUUUAUACCCGUGCCCAUGAUAGGUUUCAAUGACUUAAAGUGGCGCGUGAAAUGCCAGGAACAUGAAACGGAUACCCAUGCUUUGUACAUGAAGAAAGUGGAGUCGGAGCUGACGGAACUGAGGGCAAGACACUCCACAGCCACAGCAACGAUACUAGAGCACAAGCGAAAGCUGGCCGAGCUGGGUCACAGGAUACUAAGAAUAAUUGUUAAGCAGGAAUGCAGCCGCAAGGUAGGCACUUCGCUUACCCCGGAGGAGGAGGCCAUGCGCACCAAGCUCCAGAACAUGCAGGCCGUGGUCUCUGCACCCACUCAAUUCAAGGGCCGCCUUAGCGAGCUGCUCUCCCAGAUGCGUAUGCAACAGAAUCAAUUUGCAGGCAAUGGUGGGGCAGAGUAUGCCAUAGGCAAGGAGGCGGAGGAUGAAUGGAAUCACUUUCUGGCCAUGCAGCAGAGCGCCAUGGAGGUGCUAAACGAAACGGUCAAGAAGGAUACCAAGGCGCUGGAUAUUAUUAUCAAGGGAUUGCCCGAACUGCAGCAGUCGUGAGGCGGGGAUUCCGAUUUGUUGAAUAAACCCACAGAGAGAGAGAGAUGUAUGUAA
Messenger RNA from Drosophila kikkawai, 2092 nucleotides. RefSeq names its product nuclear pore complex protein Nup54 (gene Nup54). Gene Ontology annotation, cellular component: nuclear pore central transport channel; nuclear pore. The record is from RefSeq and is a predicted model, not a curated record. Gene Ontology annotation, molecular function: structural constituent of nuclear pore. Lineage: Eukaryota; Metazoa; Arthropoda; Insecta; Diptera; Drosophilidae. Gene Ontology annotation, biological process: NLS-bearing protein import into nucleus; protein localization to nuclear inner membrane; nuclear pore organization.